AGGAUUUAAAAGAACGAAGCGUGGUCGUUCUGCCAUUCCGUUUCAUUCUUCCUCAUCCUGACUCAACCCUACCCUCUCCUCUCUCAACCGCCGCGCCGCAACGAUGACGACGCCUCGCGCCUCCAUUCCCAGCCCCUCCGCGUCUCUAAUUCCGGACGACCACGAUUCAGUUGAGGAUGAGAAGGAUUUUGCUCCACUGGUAAAGAAAUUCAAAGUUGACAAGGUUUUAGUAGGAGAAGAAGAACACAACACUGAUUCCGUUGAGAAUGACAUGGAUUUUGCGAAAUCGAAAGAUUUAGUAGGAGAAGAAGACAACACUACCGUUCCAAUGUCACAAGAUUCCGCAAUUGAUUUAGACCCCAGAACAGCUUUCAGUAUCUGGUGCUGUGUGUAUGCACAAGGUUACGAGGACAGAGAGGAGGAAGAAUAUAGGUAUAAAGUGUUCAGGCAAAAUCUUGAUAAGCCCAUACCCUCAAGUAAUGGCAAGAAUUAUCCGCACUAUGCUGAUCGAACUGAAGAAGAAUUUGCACAGUUCAGAAGCUCUUUUAGGGAGCCGGAUUCUUAUUCUUCUGUCUCCAGCAAAGAACUCAGGAAACACGCUAUCCUUCCACGGCCAACUUCUCUUUCUGCUUCCAUGAAAUUUACUGCCGAGGAAGCUUUCCAAAUCUGGCGCAAAGCCUAUGGAAUGGAAUACCGUGACUCAGAAGAGUUUGAGUUGAGGUUCAAAAAUUUCCAGAAAGCUUUAUAUUUGGACCACCCCCCAAUUGAUUAUGGUGUGAAUUUACCAAGUUUGGCUGAUCGAACCAAAGAAGAACUUGAGGAGGUUGGAGACUCUUUUAGUCACGUGUUUAAUAAUUAUGUAUCCCGUGAAUUCCUCGUUGUUGAGACCCUGAUGAUGAAAGACAACACUCCUUUUCCAACCCAUCCUAUCGAUCCUAAAGGACCAUCCCCCAAGUCGUGCCAGGAGUUUUCUGGGUUUGGCUGAUUGAACCAAAGAAGAAUUUGAUGAGUUUAGAGAAUUUCAUGUGCUGCCGUGCAAUAAUUACAUAUCCCUGUUUGAAUUUCAAAUUUAAGUUGUAAGUUUGAGGUUUUGUAAUUAAGAUUGAAUAAGUCCUUUUAAAGUGAAUCCAGCACAAAUGGAUCACCCUUUUUAAGGAUUGAAAUAAGCUGAAAUCUAUAUUCUAUCUUGGGAGUUUGUCGUCUUAGCCUACCUCACUUAGUGGGAUAAGACAAGACUUUUGUGGUUGUUCUUAGUAGUCAUGGAACAAGUUAUUAUUUUAAUUUUAUUUUACAUGUUGUUAGACCA
Messenger RNA from Lotus japonicus, 1306 nucleotides. RefSeq lists its product as uncharacterized. The record is from RefSeq and is a predicted model, not a curated record. NCBI's taxonomy places the organism in Eukaryota, Viridiplantae, Streptophyta, Magnoliopsida, Fabales, Fabaceae. The transcript is spliced from 7 exons. The coding region runs from base 104 to 985 and encodes 293 amino acids.